Molecule: messenger RNA, 1330 nt
Organism: Salvia hispanica
Lineage: Eukaryota; Viridiplantae; Streptophyta; Magnoliopsida; Lamiales; Lamiaceae
Gene: NAP7
Product: non-intrinsic ABC protein 7
Molecular function (GO): ATP binding; ATP hydrolysis activity
Source: RefSeq, a predicted model, not a curated record
AGCCAACAAUAAACGGUUUCCUUCGCUGCGCUAAGAAAUUCAAUUGAUAUUUGGGAGUACGGAAUUCCGAAACUCCAUUGUAAUCGGAAUGGCGACGGCUUUCUUCACUCCCACCUUUAAUUUCCGAAACUCCACCUCAAUUCCUCAAAACCGCCGCCGCCGUUAUAUUGUGCGGUCCUCCCAGGCUUCCGUCGCCAUCGAGGCCCCUUCAUCCUCGACCACUGACCUAUUGCUUCAAGUCAAAGACCUCUCCGCUGUCAUCGCCGAGUCCAAGCAGCCUAUCCUCAAAGGCGUUAAUCUUACCGUCCGCCAUGGAGAGGUUCAUGCUGUGAUGGGGAAGAACGGCUCAGGGAAAAGUACAUUUGCAAAGGUCCUUGCUGGCCAUCCAGAUUAUGAGGUUACAGGAGGAAGUGUAAUGUACAAAGGGCUUGAUCUGCUUGAGAUGGAACCUGAGGAAAGGGCUACUGCUGGAUUAUUUAUGAGCUUUCAAUCACCAGUUGAAAUUCCUGGUGUAAGCAAUAUUGACUUCUUAAAUAUGGCUUACAAUGCUAGGAGGAGGAAACUUGGAUUACCAGAGCUUGGUCCAAUUGAGUUUUAUGGCUACGUGGCACCUAAGCUUGAGCUCGUCAAUAUGAAGACAGACUUUUUAAACAGAAAUGUGAAUGAAGGAUUCAGCGGUGGAGAAAAAAAGCGCAAUGAGAUUUUACAGCUUGCGGUCCUUGGUGCGGAAUUUGCUAUAUUAGAUGAAAUUGAUUCUGGCUUGGAUGUGGAUGCUCUUCAAGAUGUGGCAAAAGCAGUUAAUGGAAUCCUUACCUCAAAGAACUCAGUUCUGAUGAUCACCCACUAUUUACGUCUUCUAGAAUUCAUAAAGCCAACAUACAUCCACGUAAUGGAGAAUGGCAAGAUCGUGAAAACUGGGGAUAUCACCAUAGCUGAAGUUCUUGAAAAAGAAGGAUACAAAGCAAUUUCUUGAGCGUAAUUGGAAUGUACAACCAAGGUUCGUUCUGUUGAAGCCAUGAAGAUCUUGUAUAGCUUUCAGAAGCUACUGUUUCUACAGGCUUAUAUCAACGGCUUAACCGCAUCUUUCAGUUCUGCAGAACCUACUCUAAAUCAGAAACAUGUUAGAUCUUUCUUUCCAUGGAUAUGAUACAAAAAGAGGCAGGCUAGUUUAUUCAAAAAUAAAAGCUGAGUGUAGCCAGUAUAGCUCCACUUUUGCUGCUUGCUACAAUUUUGUUUUGUAUUUGUAAUUUUUGUAAUUUUUUCAUUUCAUGAUGCUGGAUAAUAAGUUUUCAAUUGAAAAAUAUGAUGCAAGAGGUUUGCUGUAUUCAUA